AUGGAAAAUAUAGGAAAGAUGACAUAUUUCUUAGGGAUGAAGUUUAUGUACUAUGAGAAUGGUAUCAUUUUGCAUCAACUAAAAUAUGAACUUGAGCUUCUAAAGAGAAUUGAUCUGCUGAAUUGUAAGGUUGCGGUCACACCUUUAGAAACAAAUCACAAAUUGGAUUUUGAUCCUGAAGAUGAUUAUGUAGAUGCUACAACUUUCAGGAAGUUAAUUGGUUCUCUGAGGAUUAUGAGGUAUAUUAAGCGGACUUUGAAGUAUGGAGUUUUGUUCCCUUUUGGAGUAAAGGCUAAUUCAGAGCUGAUGUGUUACUCAGACUCUGAUUGGUGUGGAGACAAAGUUGACAAAAGAAGUACUUCAGGAUAUUUGUUUAAGUAUCUGGGAGGUCCUAUUUCUUCAUUUUCUAAGAAGCAAUCAAUUGUUACUUUGUCAACUUGUGAAGCUGGAUAUAUUGCAAGUGUUGUGGUUGCAUGUCAAGCAGUUUGGCUUCUAAAUUUACUGUAA
Lathyrus oleraceus (garden pea) is the source of this 507-nucleotide messenger RNA. Its product is annotated as secreted RxLR effector protein 161-like. NCBI's taxonomy places the organism in Eukaryota, Viridiplantae, Streptophyta, Magnoliopsida, Fabales, Fabaceae. The transcript has 2 exons. The coding region runs from base 1 to 507 and encodes 168 amino acids. The record is from RefSeq and is a predicted model, not a curated record.